CGUGGCGCACACACCCUCCGCCGAGGACUUCAGCCUCUCCUUGCUGGACACCAACCUACCCGCCGAGGCGGAGACGGAGUUGCGCAGUUUCAUCGCUAAGCGCCUUACUAAAGGAGCGCUCUUUGAAGGAAUGGGGAACGUAGCAUCAGUGGGGCUGAGCAUACCAGAAGGUAAAGUUGGGUGUUACUACUGUCGUUUCCAACAAGAAAGUCUUCUGGAAAUGGCAACGUUGGAAUCAGACAUCAAUGCUCCAGAAUAUGUGGUUUGUUUCUUAGGUGGCUCAGAGAAAGGUCUGGAACUUUUCAGACUUGAGCUGGACAAAUACAUUCAAAAUCUGAAGAUAAAUCUUGAUUUGGAGCAAAAAAACUUGGAGGCCUGUGUUAGCCCAUACCUGAGGAGCUGGUUUGAGGAUGCCAUCUGCCCUAUCCAGAGGGUUGUGCAGCUCUUCCAGGACAAACUUGCCUCUCUGCUACAUGCUGCUCUGAGUUACACUCCUGUAGAAGUCAAAAAUGCAGAUGAAAGAACAGAGAAGGACAUCAGCAGGUUCCUGGCAGCUGCCAGCCUCCAAGGACUUGUCCAGGAAGGCACAAUGACCUCCCUGUGCAUUGCCAUGACAGAGGAACAGCACAAGUCCAUGGUUAUAGACUGUAGUGGACCUCAGCCCCAGCUGCAUAAUGCAGGAAGCAACAGAUUCUGUGAGGACUGGAUGCAAGCUUUUGUGAAUGGUGCUGAAGGUGGAAAUCCAUUUCUCUUCCGGCAGAUUUUAGAAAACUUUAAAUUGAAGGCUAUCCAGGACAUCAACAACCUGAAGAGGUUUAUCCGCCAGGCUGAAAUGAACCACUAUGCCCUGUUCAAGUGCUACCUGUUCCUAAAGAACUGUGGCAGUGGAGACAUCCUGCUGAAGAUUGUCAAAGUAGAACAUGCAGAAAUGCCAGAGGCCAGGAACGUAGUGACCGUCCUGGAGGAAUUCAUGAGAGAAACAUCAGUGGCUUAAAAUUAUCUUAUGUAUAAAUCAUUAAUUUCUUCUGUGCAGUGCAGCUAUUGCUGGAUUUUAAUUUAUAUUUAAAAGUAUUGCCCAAGUCAAAUCUUAGCUGCAGUUUCAUCUGCCUUUUCUUGGUUUUAGACAAAGCACUAUGAGCUUUUUUAAUGUGUACAUAUCAGAUAAUACAAACUCCUGCAGAGUUUUCAGAUUCUCCAACUGACUUGCUCCUGUUCUGAGGAAAUCAUGACAUUUGAUUUUUAUAGUCAUUGAAAAACCAAACCCAAAUCCCUUACCUGGCAAGCAUGUCACUGUUCUAAAUAAUUUAAAUAUCUUUAAAAUAAUUUAGAUCUGGCUGCUUUGUUUUUAUAAAGAAGUACAAACAUCUGGAUAGAUCGAGGUAAUGAAUUAAUCAUUUUAGUUUAGAAAUGAGAAUUUAGGUACCAAGUCUGUGUCUGAUUUCUUCUUUCAAACUGCCGGUUUGUUCUGCUGCCACUGGAUAAACAAGUUGGUAGUUGUGUGAAGCAGAGCUGCCUGAAGACUGAGCCAUGGCAGUGGUCAGUGUGUAUGUGCCUGUAUGUGUGCAUACACACACACAACAGGUACCUGAAAUUCCCAGGCUAUUUGAUGUAUCCUCUUCUUCCUUAGGCUGAGAUGUGAUCAAGACCUUCUUUGUAUGUUCUUAUAUUACAGUUUUGCAUAACUGUAAAUAAUGCUAUGUUUUUCAGUCAUGAAGAAACUAAAGAGUUUCUUCUUUAACAUUUAAUAUUAAGACUUUUUCAGAAUUUGAAAUAAAUUAACUUCCCAAAUUAAUUACUCAGACUUUAAAACAUUUCAGUGUAUCAGCAAUGGAUUCUUACCCACAUCAUGGGACACAUAGGCAGCAGAAUACCUGAAGGAAAUCUUUGGCUACAGCUGGAAUAAAAACUUAUGAAGUCUGUGAGUAUUCUCAUAAAGAGCAAUUUCUGCAAACCUGUUACAAGCGGAAUUCCCUGUUGGUUCCCUUUGCAGCAGAGGGUGUUUGAACUCCCCUGAAACAGUGCCUGUAACCAAUGUGGUUCAGUGUCACUUGUGCUGGUGCUCUGUACUGUGAGGGCAGGAGUUGCUGCUUUCCUGUGACACCACAUGUUGAACCUAUAAUAAGGCUGACAAUAAAACACGUUGAAAUCCUCAACAGUGCGCCUGUAAAUUGUCAGUGACUGUGGUCCUUGAUGUCUGCUGCUGAAAUCCAUUUAUCCCUCAAUGCAGAGGAGCUGCAAGUGUGGCAUUGACAGCCAUGGUGGCAUAUGAUGUAUUGGAGAGGAAAAGUAGUGUGAAAGAAAACAAACCCCUCAUUCAGUCAUUUGCAGGAGCUCUGAGAAGAAACAAGUGGUUUCCUUCGUGAGUAAGUACAGCAGCAGCACUCAAUAAAACAUGUCACCUUUUGUUGCUCCUGUACAUUCUAAAAAAUUUGGAGCACUGGUUGUUGAGUUUGCUGGCUGAUCAGGGCACAAGAAGGAGCUCAGUGCUUAAAAAAGUAAGUUGGAUGUGAAAAAUAGGUAGCAAGAAAAUGUAUGGUGCUAGUAGGCCGAAACACUUUUUGUAUUAAUUGACAAAAGCUGACAAAACCCACCUUACCUUCAUGCUGAAAGUCCUCAGCUAAUGAAUAGAGUGAUUUGAGUGUCUCAGGAAGUUUAGUUCAGUGCAGAGAACUGACAGCACGAGCUGAGUCCCACACAUGGUAGCAGGGAUCUGCCUCCCUUUGGAGUAGCACAUCUGACAGGAAUUGCUCCUACAUACAUCUUCAUUCCUACAAAUUACACUUUAACCCAGUGUUUCCCAACAAAAACACAAGUUACUUUUCAAAAUAAGCCUCUGCCUUCCACACCAGUAGAAGGAUUUUUACUUUAGUCAGUUGGGGGUUUACUUUUGCUGGGGGUUUACUUUUUUCUGGAGAUGAUGUUUCCAUUCUUGAUUUGAGUGUCGACUCAGAUUUGAAAACACUCAGUAGAGCCUGAUGUUAAAAGAGCACAACCCUCCUCCCCAGUAAAAGAAAUUUACUCAAAUGUAAAAAAAUGUAGAAAAAUUUACUCAAAUGUUGUCAACUUCCCUGCAGUUGUGAGAUCACGGCAGUGAAGGGACAGCUGCCAAAAGGUGGGACAACACCUGAGUUUCCAUACAUGUCCUAAGCCAGUUCUGCAUCCUCAUUAGAUCUUGUGGAGAAAUGAAGCUGCAGUUCACUCUCCCCUUUAUCUGUUAAACAGACAUAAAAAUGAAUUACCAAUGUCAUUAUUAGAAGAUUACAUGGCAGAGCUCCAAACCAAGGGCUCUUUUGUUGAAAACUAUGUUAACUGUAGACAAACUUACAAAAUUGUCCUUGAAAGUUCUUUCUUGGUUUUUUUUUUUAGUUUGUGAUAUAGAAAAACUCAAUUUUAUUUAAAAAAAUAAAUAAAAAAGAAAUUAAACAGAAAACAAAGAAAACCACAAAAAAUUUAAUGGAUUCUGCGCUCAAAUAAUAUUGUCACAACAAAAAUAUACAGAAUGUACACAAUACAAAAAUAUUUGGAAACAUACAAUAGCAUCUUACCUUGCAAAUAUCAUUUUGCUUUACUAGCCCUUUACAGGGAAAGUACCAUUUGUUCAGUAUUUUAAGGCAGAAAAUUAUGUAGUUUAGUGCUUUGUGUUUCACACUUGGAUGUGUUGUUAGCAUUACUAGUGUAAGCAGAAGAAAAGCUGCAUAAAUCUGGCUUUAUUUGCAAACUGAACAGACACUGUGGGAGUCAGGAGAGAGUCAGUGACAACGUGUCUAUCAAGCUUGCUGAAAACAAGGUACUUUAGCUACUUGAAUCAUAGGGAAUAUUUUGUGCUUUGUGCUGUAAAUACCCUGAAACAUAAAUUUUCUGUACUCCUACUGGCAUAUUAGAAAGCUUUUUCCAAUUAAAAGCCAAUGAUUAAUGGUGACAUUAAAAUACAUUUGCCUUUAAAUAA
Zonotrichia albicollis (white-throated sparrow) is the source of this 3946-nucleotide messenger RNA. Lineage: Eukaryota; Metazoa; Chordata; Aves; Passeriformes; Passerellidae. The record is from RefSeq and is a predicted model, not a curated record.